Messenger RNA from Phascolarctos cinereus (koala), 987 nucleotides. RefSeq names its product Sin3A associated protein 30 (gene SAP30). The record is from RefSeq and is a predicted model, not a curated record. Gene Ontology annotation, molecular function: protein binding; transcription coregulator activity. Lineage: Eukaryota; Metazoa; Chordata; Mammalia; Diprotodontia; Phascolarctidae. Gene Ontology annotation, cellular component: histone deacetylase complex. Gene Ontology annotation, biological process: regulation of DNA-templated transcription.
GGGGCUCGCCGCGGCUCGGAGGGGUGCGUGAGCGGAGGCGAGAAGGGCGCUCCCCCGGCCGCCGCCGCCGCCGCCUCGGAGGGGAGACCACCAUGAACGGCUUCCCCCCGGACGAGGUGAGCCGGGGAGGGGACGCGGCCGCCGCCGUGGCCGCCGUGGUGGUCGCUGCCGCCGCUGCCGCCGCCGCCGCCGCCUCGUCCGGGGCGGGCGCCGGGGCCGGUGGGGCCGCGAGCGGGGCCGAGGUGCCGGGCUCCGGGCCGGCGGCGGCCGCGGGGGGUCCCCCCGGCGCGGCGGGCCCGGGGCCCGGGCAGCUGUGCUGUCUGCGGGAGGACGGGGAGAGGUGCAGCCGGGCGGCCGGCAACGCCAGCUUCAGCAAGAGGAUCCAGAAGAGCAUCUCCCAAAAGAAGGUCAAGAUCGACCUGGACAAGACGGCAAGGCACCUUUAUAUCUGUGACUUUCACAAAAACUUAAUUCAGAGUGUUCGAAACAGAAGAAAGAGGAAAGGGAGUGAUGAUGAUGGAGGUGAUUCACCUGUGCAAGAUAUAGAUACUCCAGAGGUUGAUUUAUACCAAUUACAAGUCAACACACUUCGGAGGUACAAAAGACACUUCAAGUUAACAACCAGACCAGGACUUAACAAAGCACAACUUGUUGAGAUAGUUGGUUGCCAUUUUAGGUCUAUUCCAGUAAAUGAAAAGGACACCUUAACAUACUUCAUCUACUCAGUAAAGAAUGACAAGAACAAGCCAGAUCUCAAGAUUGAUAGUGGUGUUCAUUAGGGUAUCUGAAACUGGGACUAAAGCUUGGAUGUACAAAGACUGUUUUUUGAGAUGCAGAAACAUACAUUUGUGCUUUUUUUUUUCUACAGAGGACUUUUCUCUGGCUUUAUUUUCUUUAUUUUUGAUCUUGAUAAUUAGAGCAGAACUCAUGUGAAAUGAGCUUUCAUAGAUGAAAAAAAUAUUUUAAAUAAAUGAUAUUGCUAUUAUA